CACGAGCAGGAGUACCCACACUGCGUUUUCCAUUCGAGCAAAGAACCUGCUGUUGUCUCCGUGGAAACACACUCGCUCUCCUUCCUGUCGUCGUAGGAUCCGAAAUUAUAUCAUAAUACAAGAUAAUACAUUUUCAUAAUGCUAUGAAAUUCACAGUGGACAGCUAGGGGAAAAAACACCAGCGUUCUCCCAGCUUCAUGGGCAAGGAGGACAAGGAGGUGUUCUGCGACCAAAGUCCGAACUCGAAGGCACAAAACGUAGCUCCAGUGGACCCAGAAUGUCAGAAGAGAUACGCGGAGCUGUUCGAGCAACUGGAUUUGAAUAAAGAUGGCAGAGUUGAUAUCAGCGAACUGCGAAUUGGACUGGCGGCUCGUGGUUUACACCAUGGAGAGGCGGAAGAGAUAGUGCUAGAGAGUGACAUCAACCGUGAUGGCUUGCUGGACUUUCAAGAGUUCUCCCAGUACCUGCAGGCUCAUGAGAAGAGGCUAUGGCUCAUGUUCCACAAACUGGAUCGGAACAAAGAUGGGCAAAUUGAUGUGGGGGAGAUCCAGCACUUGCUGCACAAGCUUGGAGUUGAGGUCACCAAAGAACAGGCUGCCAGAGUACUGCAGAGUAUGGACAGGAAGGGCACCAUGACCAUUGACUGGAAAGAAUGGCGAGAUCACUUCCAGUUCAAUCCUUUCCACAACAUGGAGGAGAUUGUCCACUACUGGAAACACUCCCAUAUGUUUGACAUUGGGGAACAUUUGACGGUGCCAGAUGAGUUCUCAGAAAAGGAACGACGGUCCGGUCUGGUAUGGAGGCAGUUGGUUGCUGGAGCAAUGGCUGGUGCGGUAUCCCGGACAGGAACUGCUCCUUUGGAUCGACUGAAAGUUUUCCUACAGGUACAUGGUUCUGUGUCUCGUGGGACAAAUCUGUGGUCUGGGCUGAGAGGGAUGAUCCAAGAAGGUGGUGUCUUCUCACUCUGGAGGGGAAAUGGCAUCAAUGUUCUCAAGAUUGCUCCAGAAUCUGCAAUUAAGUUUAUGGCCUAUGAACAGAUCAAGUGGCUGAUCAGAGGCAGGAAAGAAGGUGGCAGUUUAAGAGUACAAGAAAGGUUCAUAGCUGGCUCUUUGGCAGGAGCUACUGCCCAGACCAUCAUCUAUCCCAUGGAGGUGCUUAAGACCCGUCUUACAUUGAGGACGACCGGGCAAUACUCAGGUAUGGCUGACUGUGCCAGACACAUCCUGAAAACGGAGGGAAUGCAGGCUUUCUAUAGGGGCUACCUGCCAAAUACACUUGGCAUUAUCCCCUACGCUGGCAUCGACUUAGCUGUGUAUGAGACUUUAAAGAAUGCUUGGCUUCAGAGGUACUGUGUAGACUCUGCCGAUCCAGGUGUUUUGGUCCUCCUGGGCUGUGGUACCGUUUCCAGCACCUGUGGCCAGCUGGCUUCGUAUCCGCUCGCUCUCAUUCGGACACGCAUGCAGGCACAAGCCGGUGCUGAGGGGAUCCCACAGAUGACCAUGGUGGGCCAGUUCAAAUAUAUCAUAUCCCGUGAAGGUGUACCUGGUCUGUAUCGCGGGAUUACACCAAACUUUCUCAAAGUCAUACCUGCUGUUAGCAUCUCCUAUGUGGUCUAUGAGCACAUGAAGAAAGUCCUUGGAGUGGGUUACUAAGGUGAGACCAGGAGUAAGAAUGGACAAAGGAAGCAAAGACUCAUACAACUUGUGGGACAAAAAGAAGAGAAGACACAAGAAGUGAUCCAUAAGAAAUGAUAGGAAUGCUAGGAAUGUUUGUGGAGCAUUGUGGCAUUGCUCCAUACCAGUGGUACAGCAGUUUGUUGGCCGUAUAUGUACUGUAUUUUGAAUUUUUAAAUGCUGCUCAUGCUACAUAAUAAGCGCAUGGUAACUGGGCAGCAUUCAAAGGAAUGUUGGAAUUCGUAGUCGACAGAAUGAAAAUGCAGCGUGAAUUUGAAUGACCUUUAUGAUGAACGGUGUAAAAGGCUGAAGUUUUUUCAUGCAAUGAAAUGUCUGCUGUAUGCUUUUACUCAAUGUUAGCAGCUGCUCCAACUUAUUUACUGGCAUGAAACUAGAACCUAGCUCUUUGUGCAUUAUGAAACGUUUACAUAGAUCAUUUGACUUGCAAUAUGUAGUACUUUAUUUUCAUACAGACUGAUUUGAAACGUUUAUUUCUUGCACUUAAGCUUCAGCCAAAAAAAUGCUAUUGUGUGUAUUUCUGCAUGGAUUUUUUUUUUACCUUAAAGGGACUGUACGCAGUGAGGUCCUCCAGCUGCCUAAAGGGCGCCAACAUCCAACGUACUACAAGCAUUAGAGUCGUCCCUCGCCACUUCAUGGUUCGAAUUUUAUUUAUUUAUUUUUCAUAAUAAAUAAAUUCAUAAAUUAUUGCUAUUUUGAGGUUACGACCUAUUAUUAAUUUUAUGCACAAUAUGCACAUUUAAUUACAAAUUUUACGUAUUGUUGGCCUCAGAAGACAAGAACGUGAUAUGUAGUAUUCUACACUGGUCACUAAGUGUCAAUAAUGUUACUCUGAUGAGACAGUAGCCACCGCAGGAAGUACGCUGUCCAGACAAAAACAAGGAAACUCUCCCAAUCCUAAAGUGUGAGUCUAUGUUAUGUCUUAUAUAUGUUUAAUAUAUUUUAUUGUCUGUUAUUUUGUCUACUAUAUGGGGUAAUAGGGCCACACGGUGGCCUAGUGGUUAGCAUGUUGGCCACACAGUCAGGAGAUCGGGAAGUUCUGGGUUCAAAUCUCCGUUGGGCAUCGCUGUGUGGCGUUUGCAUGCGUGUGUGGGUUUUCUCCGGGUACUCCGGUUUCCUCCCACAUUCCAAAAACAUGCAUGUUAGGUUAAUUGUCCAUGAAUGUGAGUGUGGAUCAUUGUUUGUCUAUGUGCCCUGCGAUUGCCGACCAGCCCAGGGUGUACCCAGCCUCUCGCCCCAAAAGGCUCCAGCAUACCCGCGACCCUGAGAAUAAGCGGCAUAGAAUAUUGAUGGAUGGAUAUUGCGUAAUACAAGUGUAAAGGUGACUUUGGGGGGUUCUUUCAUAUGUAGCGGGCUCUAAUAAUAUUUAAAAAAACAUAUUUGGAAUGUUGUAAACAGGUUUUUUUAUUCUCUAACUGUGAAAAUAUGCCAUUUACAAAGAAAGAAAUCUACAUCAUGGCAUAUCACUGACUUGUCACAGUUCGGUCUGGAACCAAUUAGCCGUGAUGAAAGAGGCAUUACUUUACAGUAUAUCCCGCCUCUUAACACACGCAAGCAUAUUAGUUAUGUUUGUUGUCAGCUAAUGAUAGUGAUUUGGGAAAGUUUAGCUACUAACGUUAGCUAUCACUGAAUGUAUAACACAUCGCAACAAUAACAUGAAUGGUAAUGUUGGCCGCUUCUCUGAGACUGCUUUAUUAUGCAAUUUUUAUGCCGGUUCAUUGAGAAUUGUGAAAAAUCCAAAGCAUUUUUUGUACAGUGUGUUCUUUUUACCGCUGCUACGUAGUAACAUCUGCCAGCCGGAUGUGGUGUCCUUGUCUUUUUUUGGUUUCAAAAAAUAAUUUGGAGAGAGGUUGUUUGUCUAUAUGUGCUCUGCGACUGGCUGGCGACCAGUCCAGGGUGUACCCCACCUGUUGCCCGAAGUCAGCUGGGAUAGGCUCAAGCAUGCCCCCCGCGACCCUAAUGAGGAUAAGCGGCAUAGAAAAUGGUUGGAUGGAUGAUUAGUUUGGAGAGAGUCGCCUACAGUCCCUUUAACUGAUGAGCAUACAUAUAUAAAUAUAUAUAUAUAUAGUUGAAGAUAUGUAAACAUGUACUUUUGGCUCUUUUCUCAGGACUACUCAUUUCAACAUCUGGCAGUUGUUUGUUUUGCAUUACUGCUUGUUUUAAAUGUCGGGGUAUAAUAGGUAGACAGGGUAGACAGGGUGUAAUGACAGAACAACUCAAAAAAGCAACUGAAUUUUACAGGUUAAUACUCAAUAUACAUACUGUAUGUAAUCAGAAUAUACAUGAAUAGAUUACAAUUUGAAAAAGCUGACAGUUUGAAAACUUCCCUGCUGAACUUUGUCGUAUGAAGCUUGCUUCUUCGUCUCUGAUCACCACACAGGCCCGUGCUCAUUUGUAAACAAGCCCCACACUGCUUUGUAUAAAAGCCUUGUCUUCUCAGGGAUGCUGUGACACAGUCCCUUGGAUUACCGUAAUGCAUCACCAGAAAGGGUAGAGCCUCUAGUUUCAGAAACCGUUGGAAUUAUUUCACCAAUGCAAACAGUUUUUUUAAAAAUAGUAUUGCAAAUUCUGUCUCCGGUGACACCUUUGGUGUUAAAAUGGUAUAAUGGUUUUAACGGGCUGCACUGUAUACGGCCCGCCGAGCCGUAGCUUGCCAUGUCUGCGUUAUACAGUAGUUGGAGCAGCUCUGCAACAGCUGCAUGUAAAGAGCUGAUAUCUCCAUAGACAAAGAAUGUUUUCUUUUAUGUCUUUGCAUUUAAUGCAAAGGCUGUGACUGUAUCUUCCGCACUCCGAUUGCUACUUGUAUUUUCUACCUACUCGAAACAAUGAAUGCCUGUCUCCAAUAUGUUGCAUGAUAUGUUUAAAGCAUGGAUGCUUGUUAUGUAGUCGGCUAGAUUUUUUUUCUUUCAUUCUUCUAAAUAUUUUAACUCAAAAGAAAGACAGUGAGAUUACUAAGCCUACAAAUACAUUGGAACCUCUAAAGUUAAACUGAAUUUGUUCAGAAACACUGAUUAACUUCCAAGUGGUUCUCUUCCAUAACGUUUCAGUUAAUUUAUUCCAGGUUCAAACCAUUAUAAUCAAAGUUAAUGACUAAGUAAAAGUGAAAUACGGGAAAGUGACGUUCAACAUGGCUGGUUUUGAGCUACCACAGGGGUUGGGAACCUUUAGCAUUAAAACAACAAAUUAAAAACCCACUUCGUUCACUGUAUCAGUUCCUUAAUUUCCUCAUGUGGUGUACAGCAGUCACUGUCAACCUGAAUAUGAAACCACUAUAAUUUGAAAAAUUAACCUUUUCAAAAAUAACAGCUGUUUCAGUUAUUUCUUUCACCUGGUUAAUGUGUUUUGUCCUGCAUAUUGAAAACGUAAUAAUAAAGAGAACAGGCCUGGCCAAUUUGGUGAUGCUCAUGGGCUCCAGACAUCCAGGAGUCAUUGACGACAACGGAUUUUCUUUGAAGUAUUAAAGGGAUAGUUCAGAUUUUUUGACAUGAAGUUGUAUGACAUCCCCGUCAGCAGUGUAGUGCAUCAACAGUCGGAUUUUGGUGAUGAGGAAUGUAGUUCCGGUUUGUUGGUGGGGCCACUUAGGUAAAGAGUUUGGCUUCUCAAAACAAUAUGCGUUCACAAGAGUAAUACAUUUGCGUCACAAAAAUGCCUCCUCGAAAAAAAUCAGACCUCACAACCGCUCCGCGUUACUUUCUCUCCUGUCGUAUCACUGCACGCUGUCGCCUGUCCGUUGUUGUGUACGUGUUCCAGUGUUUCCAUGCACGGAUGAAGACUGCUGCGACGUGAGACUCCCGAUCUUCAUCCGCUGUGGAACACAUACACAACAAUGGACAGCGUGCAGUGAUACGAUGUGGGGGGUAAGUCAAUGUUGAUGCACUACACUACUGAUGUGGAUGUCAUACAACUUCAUAUAAAAAAUCUCUUUAAAGAUGCACCAUGUCCACAUAUUUUUGGACCCCUAAAAAUGCAUUUACAGUACAAUGGAUCCCCCGCAAAUUCACUCACAAAUCACAAACCAACAGGAGGUUAUCAAACUAAAUGUUUCACGGUGCAGCCAAAAAUAAGACAUGUUGGGAAACUGACGUGUUUAACCAGAAUGCCUUGUGGGUUACGAAUUACUGGAUAAUAGUAUUGUUUUUUGAUGUUUCAGCGACUUUGCAGGGAACCAUUGUACAUUCAUUUUUAGGGGCUAGAAAUGUUUUGUUUUAAUAUGAUUUUUGUUAGCAUAUCAAAGUAGACAUUUACAUGCGUGUCUCAAUGGCUGGUGUUUGACGCCAUUCUUUAAAGUCUACUUAAAGUGGCUGUCAUUUCUAAAUAGUAAAUGCUAUAUUUUUGAGAAACUUUUGAGCUAAACAUUGUAAUUGCUUUCUAGUGCAAACCAAAUAAAGGCAAACUAAUCUUGGUUGUGUAACGGAUGCCAGCCUGUGAGGCUGUGCAAGUGUGUGUUGCUAAACCUCACUCCCUCUGCCUUGAGAGCUGCUCCGAACACGUGGUUGAUAGUCUGGGCUUUUGGUCAUGUGGUCAGCAAUCAUGUCCCAUUUCGUGGGUCCUGGUUCAAGCCCCGGUGCGGGCAGUGCGAAACAGAUGUAUCUUAUUUUACACUUGAAUGAAUAACUGCUGUAGUAUGCAAGAUUGUUUUUUUUUCCCCCAUACAGAAUAAAUAUACUAGUACUGUG
Messenger RNA from Dunckerocampus dactyliophorus (ringed pipefish), 6367 nucleotides. RefSeq names its product solute carrier family 25 member 23b (gene slc25a23b). Gene Ontology annotation, biological process: transmembrane transport. The transcript has 10 exons. Lineage: Eukaryota; Metazoa; Chordata; Actinopteri; Syngnathiformes; Syngnathidae. Bases 198 to 1652 code for a protein of 484 amino acids. Gene Ontology annotation, molecular function: ATP transmembrane transporter activity; calcium ion binding. The record is from RefSeq and is a predicted model, not a curated record.